UGUACAGUACCGUGAACGCAGCAAUUAGUGAGUUAAUAUUUUCGCGCCACAAGAUUCAGAAUCAGAUGGAAAAGACAAAACAAACAAAAACUCAUAAAGGUUAUUGAAAACAUACGUGGUUGAAAUCGAGAAAUCGUUUUGCGUUGAAAAGGAGCAAAAUAGAGAAACAAUGGCUGGGACAGACUUCGUUUGUCAACAUUGGAAGAAUGUAUUCAUAUGUUUUCUUUUGAUUGGCCUUUGUAAAUCUACAGAAAUAACAAAAGAUGAAUUAUUGGCAAAAAUAAAAAUCUGCCAGGAAGCAAUUCAGAAAUGGCAAGCAGAAAUGUAUGAGGCAAUAAAUCAAGCCAGUACUGAACAGGAAAAAGCGGAAAUCGCAAAUAAAUACAGUGCUAACGCACCUUCAGAAUGUGAAAACAUGUGUGAAUUGAUAACAGCACAAGUAAAAAAAGAAUUAGCAGAGGCAUUAGGAAAAAUGGCAAACCCACAACAAAGUGAAAUUGAUCGUAAAAAGCAACAAAUAGAAGCUCAGUACCCUGUAAAAGAAGCAUGCGGUUCUAAUGGACCUAAUGGAGGAAGCAAUACUAACGGAAGUCCUACAUAUCCUGAAAUAUCAAAGGAAGAAUUAUUGGAAAAAAUAAAAAUCUGCCAGGAAGCAUUACACAGAAAGGCAAGCAGAAUGUAUGGA
Messenger RNA from Ruditapes philippinarum (Manila clam), 685 nucleotides. RefSeq lists its product as uncharacterized. The transcript is spliced from 8 exons. The record is from RefSeq and is a predicted model, not a curated record. The annotation marks the transcript as partial. NCBI's taxonomy places the organism in Eukaryota, Metazoa, Mollusca, Bivalvia, Venerida, Veneridae.